Molecule: messenger RNA, 878 nt
Organism: Peromyscus californicus insignis
Lineage: Eukaryota; Metazoa; Chordata; Mammalia; Rodentia; Cricetidae
Gene: Lcn8
Product: lipocalin 8
Exons: 7
Coding region: 204-878 (224 amino acids)
Molecular function (GO): small molecule binding
Source: RefSeq, a predicted model, not a curated record
UCAAUAUUUUGCUGUUGUUUUUAAAUGCACUGUUACAAAUGGGGAAACUGAGAUAAAGUAGCUUGCCCAGGUCGCCACACAGAGGGUGGUGCUGGGGUUGGUUUGUGCAGUCUCAGGGCAUGGUCCAUCGCUGUCCAAAUACUAGGAUGGAGGCAGCUUGACUGCCGUCUUAGCUGGGUCCAACCCUCUCUGGAUGUGGGUUGAUGCAGAGUGAGUCUGAGUCUGAGUCUCUGAGCAGCUGGCAGCCAGCUUUGCCCAAUGACAUUCUCUGGGUGGUUGCACAUGCUUGCACACUCUCCAAAUAUAAGCCCGUGCCCUCCAUAAGCAGAAGCCACAAGGCAGGCCUUGAGAUGGAAGCCAGGCUGCUGAGCACCGUCUGGGGACUCUUCCUGGUGUACGGGCUGCAGGCGGAGUCUACGAGGGUGGACCUAGUACCAGAGAAGAUUGCAGGAUUCUGGAAGGAAGUGGCUGUGACUUCGGACCAGAACCUGGUGUUGAAGGCUCAAAAGAGGGUAGAGGGUUUGUUCCUCACCUUCAGUGGGAGGAACAUCACCGUGAAGGCUGUGUAUAACAGCUCAGGAAGCUGUGUGACAGAAACAUCUGUGGGUUCAGAAAGAAACAUUGUGGGGGAAUUUGCUUUUCCUGGCCAGAGGAAGAUCUACGUGCUGGACACGGACUAUGAGCACUACGCCAUCCUGAAGUUGUCUCUGCUCUGGCAAGGCAGAAACUUCCAUGUGCUCAAGUAUUUCACUCGGAGUCUUGAGACUGAGGAUGAGCCAGGCUUCUGGAGGUUUUGGGAAAUGACAGCAGACCGAGGCCUUUACAUGCUGGCCCGACAUGGGAGGUGUGCUGAGCUCUUGAAAGAGGGACUGGUCUGA